AUGUUCCAAUCAUGCCGGUCGAAGCACACCUCCGACGUAUCCGAUCAACCUUUUUUCUUUCCGGAAAACCAACAUCACCGGCAACUCAUCGAUCUUUUCUCUCCCAAACCUAAAUCCUUCUGUAAAACCAAAUGUCAUGUCGAUGAUGAACCAAAAACCAAUCUUUUCCACCCCAAAAUCACCGACCAAAUCGCCUCAUUUCCGGCAUACGCAGACUGCCGGAAACCUGCAAAAAAGAAACCCCAUUACAGGAAACCUAAAAAAGUGGAAGAUUUCUCGCCCACAACACAUAAUUACUACUACGGUUGGCGUACGAGUGAUGAAGAAGACGAAAGUGACGACGAAACCGUUUUGUUUUCAUCCCGUUCAUUCUCUUCCGACUCAUCGGGUUCUUUUCGUAAAUACAGAGCACAACGGAAGUCCAAGAAGAAAUCAAAGAGAAUCUGUGGCGACGGAGACGGAGACGGAGACGGAAACAGCUGUGGGUGUAAGAGUCAAAGGAUUUCCGAUGAAACACCAUUGGAGAAGAGUGGGAAGUUGGUGAAAGAUAGUUUUGCAGUGGUGAAGAAAUCGAGUAAUCCACAUGAAGAUUUCAGGGUAUCAAUGGUGGAAAUGAUUGUGGAGAAACAGAUAUUUGGAGCAGAAGAUCUUGAAGAUUUGUUGGAAUGCUUUAUUUCGUUGAAUUCGGAAGAACAUCACAGGGUGAUCUUUGAGGUUUUCACUGAGAUUUGGGAUACUCUGUUUUCAGCUUCUGUCUAA
Lactuca saligna is the source of this 759-nucleotide messenger RNA. Lineage: Eukaryota; Viridiplantae; Streptophyta; Magnoliopsida; Asterales; Asteraceae. The record is from the annotation of a GenBank genome assembly.